AUGCCACAGCCACAAGCCGACCAACGCCCCCCCCCUGUCCCGCAGAGUGGUGAUCAGCAGCGCGAGGAGGCGAUGAGGAGGGGAGCGAUCGGGUGCGGGGCGGCAGCAGGGGCGGCACGAGGGCAGCACUACAGCAGUGUGCAGCACUACAGCAGUGUGCAGCACUACAGCAGUGUGCAGCACUACAGCAGUGUGCAGCACUACAGCAGUGUGCAGCACUACAGCAGUGUGCAGCACUACAGCAGUGUGCAGCACUACAGCAGUGUGCAGCACUACAGCAGUGUGCAGCACUACAGCAGUGUGCAGCACUACAGCAGUGUGCAGCACUACAGCAGUGUGCAGCACUACAGCAGUGUGCAGCACUACAGCAGUGUGCAGCACUACAGCAGUGUGCAGCACUACAGCAGUGUGCAGCACUACAGCAGUGUGCAGCACUACAGCAGUGUGCAGCACUACAGCAGUGUGCAGCACUACAGCAGUGUGCAGCACUACAGCAGUGUGCAGCACUACAGCAGUGUGCAGCACUACAGCAGUGUGCAGCACUACAGCAGUGUGCAGCACUACAGCAGUGUGCAGCACUACAGCAGUGUGCAGCACUACAGCAGUGUGCAGCACUACAGCAGUGUGCAGCACUACAGCAGUGUGCAGCACUACAGCAGUGUGCAGCACUACAGCAGUGUGCAGCACUACAGCAGUGUGCAGCACUACAGCAGUGUGCAGCACUACAGCAGUGUGCAGCACUACAGCAGUGUGCAGCACUACAGCAGUGUGCAGCACUACAGCAGUGUGCAGCACUACAGCAGUGUGCAGCACUACAGCAGUGUGCAGCACUACAGCAGUGUGCAGCACUACAGCAGUGUGCAGCACUACAGCAGUGUGCAGCACUACAGCAGUGUGCAGCACUACAGCAGUGUGCAGCACUACAGCAGUGUGCAGCACUACAGCAGUGUGCAGCACUACAGCAGUGUGCAGCACUACAGCAGUGUGCAGCACUACAGCAGUGUGCAGCACUACAGCAGUGUGCAGCACUACAGCAGUGUGCAGCACUACAGCAGUGUGCAGCACUACAGCAGUGUGCAGCACUACAGCAGUGUGCAGCACUACAGCAGUGUGCAGCACUACAGCAGUGUGCAGCACUACAGCAGUGUGCAGCACUACAGCAGUGUGCAGCACUACAGCAGUGUGCAGCACUACAGCAGUGUGCAGCACUACAGCAGUGUGCAGCACCAGACCCCACGUCCUCUCAAACACCCCUUUCCCACCCAUUCCCCCGUCCCCUUACACUCACCCAACAAGCACCACCCUUCCCGGCCCCCUCUCCUUGCCGCCUCCCUCAUUCCCCUCCUCCCCAAUCACUUCCCCCCCAAACGCCUCUGCUCCCCCUGCUUCCUUUGGAUUUUUGUUCCCCUCCGCCCCCUGUGCUGGGUGCAGCGGGCCAUGCAGCAGGGAGUGUGCGAGGGCAAUGGUGGCAUCCCGGCUCAACAAGUUCACGCACAUGUGCACAGGAGCAAAGGAGCACAGGAGCGCGGAUAUGGAAUGGACAGCCCAGACGCCAUACCAGCUGCCACUCCACUGCACUCUCCACUCCCUCUCUCGCUUUCACUCUCCCUUCCCCGCCCUAGCUCUCCUCCCAGACUCUCUCGCUCGCUCUUUCCUUCCCCAUUUCUUUCCCUUUCUCCCGUUAUCUGCCUCCCCUAG
Closterium sp. Naga37s-1 is the source of this 1698-nucleotide messenger RNA. NCBI's taxonomy places the organism in Eukaryota, Viridiplantae, Streptophyta, Zygnematophyceae, Desmidiales, Closteriaceae. The record is from the annotation of a GenBank genome assembly.